This is a messenger RNA of Trifolium pratense (red clover), 863 nucleotides long. RefSeq names its product putative gamma-glutamylcyclotransferase At3g02910. NCBI's taxonomy places the organism in Eukaryota, Viridiplantae, Streptophyta, Magnoliopsida, Fabales, Fabaceae. The transcript has a single exon. The coding region runs from base 140 to 724 and encodes 194 amino acids. Gene Ontology annotation, molecular function: gamma-glutamylaminecyclotransferase activity. The record is from RefSeq and is a predicted model, not a curated record.
UAAAAAAGCUGUACAAAAUCGCUUAUUAAAAGGGGCAUACAUUCUCUCUCUUACCCAAAAAUCCAAACCCACAAAUAAUUUAACCAAACAAAGAGCUUCUUCUUCUUCUUCUUCCUCUGAAUCAAUCAAUCCUCAAAAAAUGGUAGCGGACAAAAACCUCUCCGUUACCAUCAACGGGGGUGAAUCCAAACAAUCCACCACCACCACCGCCGCUAUAAUAUUCACCUACGGAACAUUAAAGAGAAACUUCUCCAAUCACCCCCUUCUCCAAGACCUAAUCAAAACAAACGACGCAUCAUUCAUCGGAACAUACCGCACCGUUCAAAAUUACCCUCUCGUAUGUGGUCCAUACCGUGUCCCAUUCCUUCUCAACAUUCCAGGGUCGGGUCAACCCGUUUACGGAGAACUCUACUCCGUUUCAUCAUUCGGACUUUCUCGAAUGGAUGAACUUGAAGGAACCGCGAAAAAUCACUACGAAAGGCUUCCUAUUAAGGUCGUUCGUGCCGAGGAAGACGAAGACGGGAGAGAAACGGAAGAAGUAACGGUAACGGCUGCUGAAGCGUAUUUUGCGCAUGGUAAUUAUGCGAUGGAGAUGUGGAAAAAGAAUGGAAAACGUGGGUUGAAGUGUUAUACAGAGAAAGAAACUAUUGGGUAUGUUAAACGUAAAGAUAGGCCUCAACAUUUGACUUUUCUUGAUCAAAUUCAAUUGUUUCUUUCUGAUUGAUUCAAUUUAAUUUUCUAUUAUUAUUAUUAUUUGUUUAUCUAUGUUUUUUAAUUUUGAUGAAUCUAGAAGAUUUUAUGAGGAUCUGUGUCUUUUGUUUUGUUUGUACAAACAAUGUCAAGUGAAACUACCCUUUUUCUUA